Molecule: messenger RNA, 1908 nt
Organism: Amorphotheca resinae ATCC 22711
Lineage: Eukaryota; Fungi; Ascomycota; Leotiomycetes; Helotiales; Amorphothecaceae
Exons: 4
Coding region: 79-1656 (525 amino acids)
Molecular function (GO): oxidoreductase activity, acting on paired donors, with incorporation or reduction of molecular oxygen; monooxygenase activity; heme binding
Source: RefSeq, a predicted model, not a curated record
GUUCCCCUUCCUCUCUUAAAUCCUCGCCUUACUCUUUUUCCUUUCCUCUGCUUUAAAAGGUUACUCAAUCCGCUCAAGAUGGCACCUAGCGACCUCGUCCAUAUUGUGCCGCUGCUCGCCGUUGAAUAUCCUAUCCGCUUCCUCGCGUUCCUAGCUACGAUCAUACCUAUCCUGUACAUAAUAGUUAAUGAAUUUGUCCGAGAGCAGGCUCGGGUGAAGGGUUUAAGUGGUCCCGCGGGAUAUCCUUUGAUUGGAAACCUAUGGCAGAUCCGUACCAAUGCUGCAGAGAAAUAUCGUCAAUGGGCAAAGAAGCAUGGCGCUGUUUAUCAAAUCCAACUAGGAAAUAUCCCGGUAGUUGUCGUAAAUUCAGCCGCAGCCGCCAAGACCCUCUUUGGACAGAAUGCUCAGGCACUGAGUUCGAGGCCGGAAUUCUACACAUUCCACAAGGUGCUUUCGAACACAGCUGGAACCACUAUUGGGACAUCGCCAUACAGUGACUCGUUGAAGCGGCGAAGAAAGGGCGCUUCUGCUGCUCUCAAUCGACCUUCCAUCCACACUUACGUUCCCCACCUUGAUCUUGAGAGCAAGGACUUCUUGGUGGAAUUAUUAAAAUAUGGAAAGCAAGGCACGGUGCCAGUUGACCCAAUGCCAAUGAUCCAGCGAUUGAGUCUAAGCUUAGCUCUCACUAUCAAUUGGGGAAUUCGUAUGGAGAGCCAAGAAAGCGCACUAUUUGACGAGAUCACACACGUCGAGGAUGAAGUAAGUAGAUUCCGUUCAACCACCGGAAAUCUUCAGGACUACAUUCCUCUUCUGAGACUUAACCCCUUCAACCUUGGCUCAAAAAAGGCCCGUGAGAUGCGAGGUCGACGGGAUGUCUACUUGAAGGCAUUGAACCAAGGGCUGGAAGACCGCAUGGAGAAGGGCACACACGCGCCAUGCAUCCAGGCAAAUGUCAUUCUUGAUCAAGACGCCAAGCUCAACAACGAGGAGCUCACAUCGAUCAGUCUCACUAUGCUCUCCGGAGGGCUUGAUACGAUCACGACACUUCUGCAGUGGUCCAUUGCGUUGCUGGCUCAGCGAGAGGAUAUUCAGCAGAAAGCCUGGAAGGAAAUUUCAGAGUUUUAUUCAGUCGAUCAACCCUUGUGUGAUGCCUUGGACGACCAAAAGUGCCCAUAUAUCGUGGCUCUUGUCCGAGAGUGCCUGAGAUAUUAUACCGUCCUGCGCCUGGCUCUGCCUCGCGUUUCCAUUAAGGAUGUUACUUACGAAGGCAUCGUGUUGCCAAAAAGAACAGUAUACUUCCUUAAUGCAUGGGCGUGCAAUAUGGAUGAGGCCGUUUGGGCCGACCCCGAGGAAUUCCGACCCGAAAGAUGGCUUGAGCAGCCUGAUGCCCCGCUGUUCACGUACGGCCUAGGUUAUCGAAUGUGUGCAGGAUCACUUCUGGCGAACCGUGAACUAUACCUGGUUUUCAUCCGCAUGCUCAACACAUUCCACAUCCAGAAGUCUGACGACGUCGAUUGCCAUCCCCUUUCGGGCAUUUCAGACCCUACGAGUCUCGUAUCAAUGCCGAAAAGAUACAAGGCAAAGUUUGUACCAAGGAAGCUAGAUGCAUUGGAGAAGGCACUCAAAGACUUCAAGGUUGUCGAUGUUGAGAAAUGAUGCUGCUGUUAGAAGUGCCUCUAUGCACCAGGUCGAGCUUUUAUGAAUAGGCAGGUGCCAUUCAAUGCCAGUUAUCCCCAUGCAAGUCAUGAGGGGCCAGGAUAGUAACAUGGGAUAUCAACAGGGCUGGCUGGUGUUUGCGCUAGCGAUGGCGGGGUUGAUCUUGUCAGGUGGGGACAACACAACAUCUUGAAUCAUAUACCUUUAGUAAUCCAUCUUGCUGAUUCAAAUGCUAUCUCUUCACUCUCUUGG